Messenger RNA from Carya illinoinensis, 1742 nucleotides. Its product is annotated as dehydration-responsive element-binding protein 2E-like. The record is from RefSeq and is a predicted model, not a curated record. Gene Ontology annotation, cellular component: nucleus. Lineage: Eukaryota; Viridiplantae; Streptophyta; Magnoliopsida; Fagales; Juglandaceae. Gene Ontology annotation, molecular function: DNA-binding transcription factor activity; transcription cis-regulatory region binding. The coding region runs from base 296 to 1381 and encodes 361 amino acids. The transcript is spliced from 3 exons. Gene Ontology annotation, biological process: positive regulation of DNA-templated transcription; response to stress.
AUGCAAUUCGCGAAAGGAAACAUCGCGACAACAGAGAGAGCGCCUGGUGGCAUGUUCUAUAUAUAUAUAUACAGUUCUAUAUCGAUAUCCUUUGUUGAUCGGUUUGACAGAGUUACUUCGUCUCCAAGGCAAAGGUUGCAACUUGCAAUACAGCGUUAUCAAGAAAGCUGAACAAGACAAACAGAGCAAGCACUGCAAAACGCUACAGCAAAGAAACAAAUAUUGUAAUAUACCUUCCAAGAGUUUAGAACUCGAGCUUCCGCCGAGGCUUUUGAACGAGUCCCAAGUCAGAGAGAUGGCUGACGGGCAAAGAAGAUUGCGGAAGAGAUGCACUGAGUGUGAUUCGAUAGAGGAGACUCUAGCAAAGUGGAAGAAAUUAAACGAUGAACUUGAUGCUGGAAAAGAUGGAGUAGAUGUGAUACGUAAGGUUCCAGCCAAGGGCUCGAGAAAGGGGUGCAUGCGAGGAAAAGGUGGCCCUGAAAACACGCACUGCAAAUAUAGAGGUGUAAGGCAGAGGACUUGGGGCAAGUGGGUUGCUGAAAUCCGGCAACCACUUAAUGGGACUUAUGUACCAUCGAGAAGGGGAAGUCGACUUUGGCUUGGUACUUUUGACACUGCUGUUCAAGCAGCUCUUGCUUAUGAUGAAGCUGCAAGGGCUAUGUAUGGUUCUUUGUCGCGCCUUAACUUUCCUGAGCAAAGUGCUGAAUCAGUGUCUUCAGAUACAUCUAAAACCUCACCAACAGAGUUUGAAGCAUCAUCGGGUAAUUCUGAGGUUUGUGAAGUUAAGGAAUCAAUUAUUAAUCAAGUGUCCGCUGUAAGCAGGCUCAAUCACUCUGAAGUUGCUGAUGAGGAAUCAAAUGAACAACAAGACUGUUCUAAGGUUAGCGUGUUUGAGGAAUCAAAUGAACAACAAGACUGUUCUAAGGUUUGCGUGUUUGAGGAACCAAUGAAGCUGAAUCCAAAACGUUAUCAGUAUUGUGUAUUCGACAAUGUGGAGGAGAAACCUGAUAUCUCUAAGGACUAUUUUCCUCACCAGAAUCUCGAUGCUUACUUGCCUGGCAGCUCAAAUCAUAUUCAGGAGCUACAUUUAAAGGAGAAACCUGAUUGUUCUGAGGACUAUUUUCCUCACCAGCUGCAGAGUCCAGAUGCAUACUUGCCUGGCAACUCAAAUCAUAUGCGGGAGUUACAAUUGGGUGCGGAUGGAAGCUUGGAUGUCUUGAGGCACGACUUUGAUUUUGGCUUAUUGGAGGAACAGUGUGGACAGUCAUGUUUAACAGGGAGUGUCAAUCUGGAUAGCUUGAGGCCGGAUUAUGAUUUUUCCUUAGUAGAAGAGAAAAAAUUCCUUGAUUCAUUGUACUCUGACUGGGAAAUGCUUUUAUGAUAGAUCUUUGCCAAUAAUUGUGUUCAUGUUUUGGAGGACUAGGACCAGCAGCAGCAGUAGUUUCCAUUUUAAUAUUCCUAAAUAACAUAGGAGUUCGAUCUUGACGUUUUGGUGUGGUUUGGAGCUGGAGUGCGCAUGCCUCCUUGCUUGGACGUUUUUGGCAAAUUGAAAUGUUUUCUCUCGAGUCUUUGCAUCUAUUUUGGUAGGGUUAGUCGCACCCUUUACUCAUAUGUACAUCCUUUUUCUUCUUUCAGUAGACAGACACUAUUGAUGGAAAGUUUGAGCUGUACCAGAUUCUUUAUUUCUUUUUUCUUUUUCUUUUUUUAAAUGUAAAAUGAACUUUGACCAGGUUUACAAAGUA